GAAAAGGCUGCGAGGAGCCGGGGGGGGGGGCAGGCACAGGGCAGGCUGCGCGCCCGCACCUCCCCCGAGAGAGAGAGAGACGCGGAGGGGUGGCUGCGUGUCUGUCUGUCUGUCGGGGGCCGAGACACGCGCGCACGCGACUGGCGGCCCGGCCCCGCCGCACGUGAAUCAUCCCGCGCGGCGUGUCCGCCCGGCGCCCCGGCCACAGGCUCGCAGGGAAGGGGGAACCACGCGCCGCGGCGGGAAGAGGGGGGGGGGGCGCGCGCCCGCGCGGUGCCACCCUGCAGCCUCCAGCCCCGGGGCCAUGCCCCGGGCCAGCCGCUGGCGCUCGGGAAGCGUGUGUGGGGGGGGGGGGAUGUGAGGGGACGUUCAAGGAAAUGACACGCUGAGGGACUGUGGAGAUCACACACACACACUCACUCACUCACACACACACACGCGGGCGCGCGCGCGUUGCGGGCGCGCGCGGUCUGUAGACUGGAUUUUGGGGGGACGGAGGGGGAAGCAGCGGCCGGCUUGCCUCGCGCCUGCCGUGAAGGAGUUCCUGGGGCUUCUGCUCCCGCGAGCGGGUUUGUGCAAGGCAGCGGAGCGGGGGCCAGGCAGGACGCCAAGGCACGGAGGAGGAGGAGGAGGAGAGGCGAGAGACAACCCGAAACAUUUGCCGAGGAAAUUCUAAGGUGCGGGGUGAAGACCGGCGGGACUUCCCGAGGAAAGCCCCUCGCAAAGCCAGCGCGGGGAGAAACACCCCCCCUCCCCUUCCCCCACACCCAGCCUGCUAAAAAAUGGAUACCUUGCCUCUCGUUUGGGGAUUUUUAGCUCUGUGCUUGGCUGGAUCCGGAGGGCUGGGCGAAGCAGUUCAGUCAUGUGGGGGUCGUUUGAAUUCAAAGGAUGCUGGUUACAUCACUUCACCUGGAUACCCACAGGACUACCCCUCCCACCAGAACUGCGAGUGGCUCAUUUACGCCCCGGAAGCGAAUCAGAAGAUUAUCCUCAACUUCAACCCUCAUUUUGAAAUUGAGAAACAUGACUGCAAAUAUGACUUUAUCGAGAUACGGGAUGGCGACAGCGAGUCGGCAGACCUGCUGGGCAAACACUGUGGGAACAUCGCUCCUCCAACCAUCAUCUCCUCAGGCUCCUCUCUCUACAUUAAGUUCACCUCUGACUACGCACGGCAAGGCGCUGGUUUUUCUUUGCGCUAUGAGAUCUACAAGACAGGCUCUGAAGACUGUUCUAGAAACUUCACCAGCUCCAAUGGCACUAUUGAGUCCCCCGGAUUCCCUGAUAAGUAUCCCCACAACUUGGACUGCACUUUCACCAUCAUGGCCAAGCCAAAGAUGGAAAUCAUCCUUCAGUUUCUGACCUUUGACCUAGAGCAUGACCCCUUGCAGGUUGGAGAGGGAGAUUGCAAGUAUGAUUGGCUGGACAUCUGGGAUGGUAUUCCUCAAGUUGGCCCUUUGAUAGGCAGGUACUGCGGCACUAAGACACCUUCUGAGAUCCGCUCAGCUACUGGUAUUCUCUCGCUUACCUUCCAUACUGAUCUGGCAGUGGCUAAAGAUGGCUUCUCUGCCCGCUACUACUUGGUCCAGCAGGAGAUCCCGGAAAACUUCCAGUGCAACGUUCCUUUGGGGAUGGAAUCUGGCAGAAUCUCCAAUGAACAGAUCAGUGCCUCCUCCACCUACUCGGACGGAAGGUGGACCCCACAGCAGAGCCGGCUCAACAGUGAUGACAACGGAUGGACCCCCAACCUGGAUUCCAACAAGGAGUUCCUCCAGGUGGACCUUCGUUUCCUGACCAUGUUGACGGCCAUUGCUACCCAGGGUGCCAUCUCCAAAGAAACGCAGAAUGGCUACUAUGUCCGUUCCUACAAGCUGGAAGUCAGCACCAAUGGUGAGGACUGGAUGAUGUACCGGCAUGGUAAAAACCAUAAGGUAUUUCAAGCUAACACUGAUGUCACCGAAGUGGUCCUGAACAAGAUCCACACCCCAGUGCUGACUCGGUUUGUCCGGAUCCGUCCCCAAGUCUGGCACAAUGGGAUUGCUCUCAGACUUGAGCUCUAUGGCUGCCGCAUCACAGAUUCACCCUGCUCCAACAUGCUGGGGAUGCUUUCCGGCCUUAUCUCAGAUUCCCAGAUCUCUGCCUCCUCAAUCAGAGGGUACGACUGGUCCCCUAGCAUGGCCCGGCUGGUCAGCAGCCGCUCUGGAUGGUUCCCACGAAUCCCCCAAGCCCAGCCAGGGGAAGAGUGGCUGCAGGUGGACCUGGGAGUCCCUAAAAAUGUGAAAGGAGUGGUCAUCCAAGGGGCCCGAGGAGGAGACAGCAUCACCAUGGUAGAGGCUCGAUCCUUCGUGAAGAAAUUUAAAGUGGCCUACAGCAUGAAUGGAAAGGAAUGGGAGUAUAUACAAGACACCAAAACCAUGCAACCCAAGCUUUUUGAAGGCAACAUGCAUUAUGACAUCCCUGAAGUCAGAAGGUUUGACCCUGUUCCUGCACAGUACAUCCGGGUUCACCCAGAACGAUGGUCUCCAGCAGGGAUUGGGAUGCGUUUGGAGGUGUUGGGCUGCGAUUGGACAGAUGUAAAGCCCACUUCAGAGACACUGAAGCCCACCUUGAAGAGUGAGGAGACCACCUCUCCAUACCCUACUGAUGAGGAGACGACAGAAUGUGGGGAUGGCUGCGGAGAAGGUGAUGAUGCCCAGCUUCCUGUAGGAUUCAGUUGCAACUUUGACCUCCCUGAAGACCUAUGUGGUUGGUCUAAUGACCCUGCAACAGAUUAUAUGUGGUCUUUCCAUUCUAGAAGCAACUGGUUCAGCAAUUCAGGACCAAGCACUGCGUCCUUACCUGAGAGUAAAAGCUACUUGCGGCUGCAGAGCAGUGGGAGGAGAGUGGACCAGCGCACCCGGCUCAUCAGCCCUGUGAUCUACUUGCCCAGGAGUGCUGUCUGCAUGGUGUUCCAGUACCACGCAUCUGGCGGGAAUGGGAUAAUGCUGCAGGUGUGGCGGGAAGCAAGCCAGGAGAAUAAGCUUUUGUGGAUCAUCUCGGAAGACCAAGGGGAUGAGUGGAAAGAGGGACGGAUCAUUCUGCCAAGCUACAAUAUGGACUAUCAAAUUGUGUUCGAGGGUGUUAUACGCAAAGGACAUUCGGGAGAAAUUGCCAUCGAUGACAUCCGGAUUGGCUCCGAUAUCUCCCUAGAGAAUUGCAUGGAACCCAUCACAGCUUUCCCAGGUGAGAACUUCUACAUUCCAGGGGGCACCCUUCUGCCAGGGAGCGAGCCCACAGUGGACACGGUGUCAGUGCAGCCCAUCCCAGCCUACUGGUAUUACGUUAUGGCCGCCGGAGGUGCUGUUCUGGUGCUGGUCUCCGUCGCGCUGGCCCUUGUGCUCCACUACCACCGGUUCCGCUAUGCGGCCAAGAAGAGUGAUCACGCCAUCACCUACAAAACCUCCCACUAUACCAACGGGGCCCCUUUGGCAGUGGAGCCCACCUUAACAAUAAAACUAGAACAAGACUACAGCUCGCACUGCUGAGAGCCGAACAGGAGCAAGAACAAAACAAACAAAAACAAAAUUUAAGACUUCAAAUACGUUGCCUCGAUUUUUGCACUUUUCUCCUCACCUAGCGUCUGUGUGAACUCUAGACAUCUCUGUCCCUGCCUUUCCCAGCCCUUCCUGUUCUUUUACAACCUCUAAACUAAUGCUGCAGCUUGGAUCGCCAGAAGAGAGAGCCCACCCAUGUCACUUUGAAAGGGAACGCUCCUCUUUAUUAUUUUCAAAGACUGAUUCUCCCAGUAGGCAACCUGUAAGGAAACUUGAUGGCAAGUCGAGAAGCUGGUGUGCGUGCGUGCAUAUGCGUGUGUCUAUAUAAAUAUAUGUAUGUAAGUGUGCACGGGAGUGUGUGAGGCUGACUGAUUGAAUGUAUAUUUAAAAGAGGCCCCUUUUUAACUUGCUUGUAUUGCUUCUGCUUACACAGGGAAUGUGUUAUCCCCUGUGGAAGGCCUGGGAUACCAUAUGCGAUAAAUAUACUGAUUUGUUUACUUGGGGAAGAGAACAAUGCUUUUUGUUGCCUUAUCUAGCUUUGGCUGGAUUUAUAUUUCAUAUUGUAACAUCAGCGGGUGCAUAAUGAAAAGAACAGGCCAUGCUGGACAGUCCAAAAGACCUCCUUGGAUGGUGGGAAGGAUCCAGAGAGGUUCAUCGCCAUUCAAAAUUAAGACCUGUCUUAUUAUUUCUUCAGCCAGCAUAACAUAGCCAUUGUUUGGUAGCGGAAACCACCUCCCACCCCACCCCUGUCCAGAAGUGAAUCUAUUUCAAGUUGCCUUAUAACAGAGAAGCUCAUAAAGAAUGUUUAGUUUAUAUCUGUUAAACCCAGUUUUGGAGUAAUGUGUAGACUUAAAGCAGAUCUAAGGUGGAUGUUACAUACUGUAGUUUCUUGAAUCUGAGGUUUAUUUAUUUUUUAAGGAACCUCACUCCCGAUGCUGAUGUUUUUAUAUUUAUCUUUUUGCAGGGGAAGUGGGAAUCCUCUUCCUUGUCAUUUUACUAGAAAUUUACAAAAGACGAGUCUAAUUUACCUUGUUUUCUCUGCCCAAGUUUGUAGCUCCUGGAUCAUAAAAUGGCUAAUUGACUUUAUAGAAUGUCAAUUAGUUUUGCAUUUGCUAAUGUUCUGCUUCUUAGAGCAUCAAACAAAACACUAGCAGACAGGCCUGGUGAAAUCCAGAUAUUGCUGCAUCUUUAACUAAGGAGAAAUAAUGGAAACCAAGAUAAGCCUCCACUUAUUGAUUGGCUCUGAAGUAAUGCAGUGAAAAUGCCUUAUAUAAAUUACCAAGCGAUGACAGGCAAAGGUGGUUUGAAUCAUUAAGUCUGAUCUAUUUGUGCAGAACGCGCCUCCAUGGAACAAAGUUCAGGCUUUUUCAUGUUCGGUUGUGGCAAGUGAUCAGAUUCCCCCCAUUAAGACCAUGAGCCAUCCUUUCUGCUCUCUGCCCCCAGAAAAAAUGAUAACAGUUCUGCUAACUGUUUGCAGUCUUGCUCAUUCUAUCAGAUCAGGAAAGUGUGUCUUGCACAUGCAGGGUUGGCACGUAUCAUGACAGAGACCAGGGCUGCUUGAGUCUUAGCCAAUCCCCAAUGGCGCACGUUCAUGGGGAUGUCACUCUUGUUCUCUCUUUCCCAGCCUUAGUCAGUAGCAUGCUUCAAUGCAUGUGGCAGUUUACUCUGCCGAUUUCGGAGAUGCCCGCUUAGUUGGUAACAUCACACAGUGCUGCUUUAGUAGGGAGAUAGUUUUUAAAGUGCACAACAUCUAAAACUGAUUUUCCGCAUUGAGAUGUGUGGUGGUGGAUACAUCUAGAAAGAGAGAGAUGUGCAGAGUAAACACAUAUCUGGGAUUUCAAGCCUGGGGGCCAGGGGACUAAGUGCCUUCAACUCCUAUUGAAGUCAGGAGGCACUGAGGGGCAUCCAUCCCCUCUCAGGAUGCGUUCAGUACCACGUGAGCCCUAGGAGAGCUUCUUCCAGCAUGAAAGUCAUUUAUUAGUGAGCAUCUUCAUUAUGUAGCACUGGCAGGAUCGAACAUAUCACUUCUGCUAUGACAUCCCCAACGCUAAGUUAUCAUAGAUAACAAUGGACAUAAAAUAUUGAAAGACUGUUGCUGCGUUUUCAGAUCAAACCUACAGUUUUCAAUAGGGUAGGGAAGCCUCUAGUAAUAUUUCUGAAGUUGGUACGACAUCCCUGUGUAAAAUUCUCCUCUUGGCUACACCAAGGCAAGCCUGCCGUGAGGGAGAGUGCUUUGAUGUAUCUGAGAGGAGAAUUUGAGGGCCAGUGUUAAAAAUAAAAAUCACCAAAGAUGAUGACAACAAAAAUCACUUAAAGAUUUUUACUCCCAAUUCUCCCCUUCCAAGAACUGUGACAUCCCCAGCAUUGCGCAGUUGCCUGUGUGUGAAAAUAUCUUGUGGAAAUUUGAAACUCUUCAAAGAUGUAUUGUGUGGAAUGUAAUAAAAGGAUGAUAUUUUUAUACAAA
Molecule: messenger RNA, 5994 nt
Organism: Dermochelys coriacea (leatherback sea turtle)
Lineage: Eukaryota; Metazoa; Chordata; Testudines; Dermochelyidae
Gene: NRP2
Product: neuropilin 2
Exons: 16
Coding region: 783-3521 (912 amino acids)
Biological process (GO): vascular endothelial growth factor signaling pathway; axon guidance; angiogenesis
Cellular component (GO): membrane
Molecular function (GO): vascular endothelial growth factor receptor activity; semaphorin receptor activity
Source: RefSeq, a predicted model, not a curated record